Messenger RNA from Saccharomycopsis crataegensis, 684 nucleotides. RefSeq lists its product as uncharacterized. The transcript has a single exon. The record is from RefSeq and is a predicted model, not a curated record. The coding region runs from base 1 to 684 and encodes 227 amino acids. Lineage: Eukaryota; Fungi; Ascomycota; Saccharomycetes; Ascoideales; Saccharomycopsidaceae.
AUGAUUCAAGUUUCAGAUAGAAUAUCGGUCCUGGACGGAUUCGUUAUAGAUAAAAAUGAACGAAGAAUCAUAUCCACAAGUUCCAAAAUCAUUACCAAGCUUGGCCAAGCUCUGAAGAAGAAUCUUUCAGCAUGCGAUCUUAAAGAUAUCCAUUCCACUUUCAGUACCACAAAUGUUAGCUUCUACGAUCUUUCUGAGCUCAUCCCACAUAUCACAAUGACAGAAGUGUUCAUCAAAAAAAGUAGAGAUGGCCGUUACCAAACCAAGAGCCGUAAAUUUAGCGGCUCCUCCAAGCACCAAGCCACCAUUAUCAAAUUAGCUGGUAACAAGAACUAUUACUUGAUUCAUCGCAAGAAAAGUGACUCUAGCAUGGCUUACGAUAUCAUGGGAUCCUCCAAGGAUAUCCAGUUUGUUAAGUCCAACACAGCUUUGAAACUGUACUUAGGAGAUCCCGUGGUGUCUCAAAAUGAUAAGCACUUAUUAAUCCAGCUUCAAUCCCACGACAUCAAGGAAGAAGCAUCGGAAUUAUUCAUUUUUGGCUACCAAAAAACACACCUAGGGAUACAGACGCGCAAUCUGGAGAAAUGCUAUACAUUGCAGCACAACCAGGAGACAUUUUUAAAUGAUGAAUAUUUGGUGGAAAUGGCUAGUAAAGAUGAUGUUGGAAUCUGGAGAGAAUGCUGA